Messenger RNA from Limulus polyphemus (Atlantic horseshoe crab), 1730 nucleotides. Its product is annotated as probable G-protein coupled receptor 83. Gene Ontology annotation, biological process: neuropeptide signaling pathway. NCBI's taxonomy places the organism in Eukaryota, Metazoa, Arthropoda, Merostomata, Xiphosura, Limulidae. The transcript has 2 exons. The record is from RefSeq and is a predicted model, not a curated record. Gene Ontology annotation, cellular component: membrane. Gene Ontology annotation, molecular function: neuropeptide Y receptor activity. The coding region runs from base 200 to 1723 and encodes 507 amino acids.
AGUCAAGUUGGGAGCUUACGAAGAGACGGAGGGUCACAAAAGUCUCUCCAUACAGUCUCAACAGGCGGCACUCAGCAGAAUAUUUCAAGUAAAGUUUUCUGCAACCACAGUGGAUAUAAGGACUGUUAAAAGAGAAGUACUUGAAAAAGUACUGAUGUAAGUAGAACUUAACUAUUCAUACAGUUCGACGAUUAACAUAAUGGAGCUAAUUAACCAAAGUUCAAACUCGGUAAACGUUGCUUCAGACGAUUACGAACAAUAUUAUGACAUCUUUUUUGAUGAAGUAUUUAGGAAUUUGAUGGAACAUACGGUGGCGGAAAAUGAGACGGAUGUUCUGAAGUUAUUGCUGCGAAACUGGAGUGAAACGUUUAUAGAAUUGUUCGACCAACAUUACGAUUACACAAAAGAAGUACUUGUAAUUUUCUUCUACACACUAAUUAUCAUCAUUUCCGUAUUUGGUAAUGGGCUUAUUUGUUAUACUGUGUUACAACGAGGAGGAAGGCGCACAAAGAUUAACAUACUCAUUGUGAAUUUAUCAAUAUCGGACUUAUUGAUGACUGUACUAAAUAUUCCUUUUAAUGUUGCUAGACUGCUGUUGCCAAACUGGCCAUUUGGACAGGUCAUGUGUGGUCUUCUACCUUUUGUGCAGGUUACAACUGUGUACGUAUCCAGUUUUACUAUGGUUUGUAUUGCAAUUGAUCGUUAUCGUGCCAUUGUUCAUCCAUUGAUGCCACGGAAACGAACUGGGAACACUAGAAUUAUUAGUGUCAUCUGGAUUUUGGCUGCUUUGUUAGCUAUCGGUCAUGCUGUUUUUAAUAAGGUGCUAAAAGUGUUCUCCUAUCGAUUAAUGAUGAGAUGUCGAGUAGUUUAUCCAAGUCCUGCUGAAGAGUACCGAAAAUGGCACACAUUUAUAACCACAUUGACCCAAUACGUGAUUCCUCUGGCAAUGACAACUGUGGCCUAUGGACGCGUUGUUGUUCGUAUAUGGAGAAGAGAAACGAUUGGUGACGUCACAGAGCAACAACUUGCUAGCCAGCUACAAGCUAAGAGGAGGACAAUCAAAAUGCUCAUACUAGUGGGUAUUGUGUUCGCCAUAUGUUGGCUACCUCUCAACUUAUAUCACUUGAUCAUCGAUUUCAACCUUUCUCCGGAAUUCCUUCCUUCCACAACCUACUUUUUCAUGUUUCACUGGCUGGCCAUGAGCAGUGUUUGUUACAAUCCAUUCAUUUACUGUUGGUUGAAUAAACAUUUUCGCACUAGUGCGCGCAAAGUUUUCAGAUAUUGUUUUUGCUAUAAAGAUAUAUCCUCUUCAAAUACCGCUGAACAGUUUAAUCAACAGAAUAGGACGACACCUCUUGACAAUGUUCUCAAUGGUCAUUGUAAAGAAUAUUCUAGACAUAAGACAGAUCUUGGUGGUAGUCAAAGCGUGAAAACGUGCGUUACUAUCAGCCAUUUACAAGGUCCUGGCCGAGGCAAAAAUUCCCAUAAAGAUUCUCAUGACAGUUCCUCACCAAGAGUUUUAUUUUCUUUGAAACGCUCAAGGUCAUUACUCGAACAGGCGAAUAGAGACAAAAAUUAUCUCACCGUAGAUGAUCUUCAUCAGCAUGAAGUUACAUUCCAAUGGGAGGUUACUAACGUAAAAACAACAACAUUACGUCAUAGUUUCUCUGCUAAUAAAAUUUUGGCUAGAAUUAGAAAAAGCCAGUCCUGGAGUUAUGUGUAACCAUCUU